UGGAGGUGCAAGGGGAGGAGGGCUGGCACCGGAGCGCCGCGGUGUCGGUGCAAUAAAAAUGCAUCCCAUGGAACUGCCCAUGGAGAAGGACGGGACCGGGACGCGGCGGCCAGAAGAGGUGGUGAAGGCGGAGGAGGACACCCGGGAGGCGGCGGCGGCGGCGGCAGGGAAGUGAAAGGUCUCGCAAAGUUCAGUGGAGGCUGCAGGCGGCGAGCCCCGGGCUAGCAGUGGCGGUGGAGCCCGCAGGACCCGCUCGGCGGGGCAGCGCGGCUAGACUGGCUAUGGUCCCGGGGCUGCCGCCGCCCCCGAGGUGCCCGGGCCCCGCCAGUCCGGUGCGCGAGGGUCACCCUGCCGCCCCGCGCGGCCCGGGUCAGCGGCCCCGCGCCGCAGGCGCCGACUGAUCGAGUUCGCCGCAGGAGCGGAAGAAAUCCUCCUCCAGCGGACCUGCUGGUGCUUCGUCUCGCAGCCAAGAGGUCCCGGCUGCCCGCACCCGGCCAGCCCAGCUGCUCCCGGCUGCUCCCGGCUGCUCCCGGCCAUGGGGAGCUGCGCGCGGCUGCUGCUGCUCUGGGGCUGCUCGGCUGUGGCCGCAGGACUGAGUGGAGUAGCUGGAGCAAGUUCCCGCUGUGAAAAAGCCUGCAACCCUCGAAUGGGCAAUUUGGCUUUGGGGAGAAGACUCUGGGCAGAUACCACAUGUGGUCAGAACGCUACAGAACUGUACUGUUUCUACAGCGAGAAUGCCGAUCUCACCUGCCGGCAACCCAAAUGUGACAAGUGCAAUGCUGCCCAUCCCCACCUGGCUCACCUGCCAUCAGCCAUGGCAGAUUCCUCCUUCCGGUUCCCACGCACGUGGUGGCAGUCUGCAGAGGAUGUUCACAGAGAAAAGAUUCAGUUAGACUUGGAAGCUGAAUUCUACUUCACCCACCUCAUUAUGGUGUUCAAGUCCCCCCGACCAGCAGCCAUGGUGUUGGACCGGUCUCAGGACUUUGGGAAGACCUGGAAGCCUUACAAAUACUUUGCAACCAACUGCUCGGCGAUGUUCGGCCUGGAAGAUGACGUUGUCAAGAAAGGGGCUCUCUGUACUUCUAGAUACUCCAGUCCUUUCCCAUGCACUGGAGGAGAGGUUAUUUUCAGAGCACUGUCGCCGCCAUAUGAUGCCGAGAACCCCUAUAGUGCCAAAGUUCAGGAGCAGCUGAAGAUCACCAAUCUCCGGGUGCAGCUGCUGAAAAGACAGUCUUGUCCUUGUCAGAGAAAUGACCUGAACACCAAGCCGCAACACUUCACACACUACGCAAUCUAUGAUUUCAUUGUCAAGGGCAGCUGCUUCUGCAACGGCCAUGCUGAUCAGUGUGUACCUGUGGAUGGCUUCAGACCUGUCAAGGCUCCAGGAACAUUCCAUGUGGUCCAUGGGAAGUGUAUGUGUAAGCACAACACAGCAGGUAGCCACUGCCAGCACUGUGCACCAUUAUACAAUGACCGGCCCUGGGAGGCAGCUGAUGGCAGAACAGGGGCUCCUAAAGAGUGCAGAACCUGCAAGUGCAACGGGCAUGCUGAUGCCUGCCACUUUGACAUCAAUGUGUGGGAGGCAUCAGGGAACCAGAGUGGUGGCGUGUGCAACAACUGUCAACACAACACAGAAGGCCAGCACUGCCAGCGCUGUAAGCCAGGCUUCUACCGUGACCUCCGCAGGCCCUUCUCUGCUCCGGACGCUUGCAAAGUAUGUUCCUGCCAUCCUGUUGGAUCUGCUGUCCUUCCUUUCAGCUCAGUGACCUUCUGUGACCCCAGCAAUGGGGACUGCCCAUGCAAGCCUGGGGUGGCCGGACCACAUUGUGACAGGUGCAUGGUGGGAUACUGGGGCUUUGGAAACUACGGCUGCAGACCUUGUGACUGUGCAGGGAGCUGCGAUCCUCUCACAGGCGACUGUACCAGCAGCAGCACGGACAUCGACUGGUAUCAUGAAAUUCCUGACUUCUACCCCAAGCACAAUAAGAGUGAGCCAACCUGGGAGUGGGAGGAUGAGCAAGGCUUUUCAGCACUUCGACACUCAGGUAAAUGUGAAUGUAAGGAACAGGUGUUAGGAAACCCCAAGGCAUUCUGUGCAAUGAAAUAUUCAUACGUGCUCAAAAUAAAGAUUUUAUCAGCUCAUGAUAAAGGUUCUCAUGCUGAGGUCAAUGUGAAGAUAAAAAAAGUCUUAAAGUCCACCAAGCUGAAGAUUUUACGAGGAAAGCGGACCUUGUAUCCAGAGUCUUGGACUAACCGAGGUUGCACCUGUCCAAUCCUCAAUCCUGGCUUGGAGUAUCUUGUAGCUGGCCAUGAAGAUGUCAGAACAGGCAAACUAGUUGUAAAUAUGAAAAGUUUUGUCCAGCACUGGAAACCAUCUCUUGGGAGAAAAGUCAUGGAUAUUUUAAAAAGAGAGUGCAAGUAGCAAUAAAGGUAUAUAGGAAAGAAGAAAGAAAGAAAGAAAGAAAGAAAAGAAAAGAA
Ochotona princeps (American pika) is the source of this 2478-nucleotide messenger RNA. It is a transcript of the gene NTN4, whose product is annotated as netrin 4. Gene Ontology annotation, biological process: substrate adhesion-dependent cell spreading; cell migration; basement membrane assembly. Gene Ontology annotation, cellular component: laminin trimer. Gene Ontology annotation, molecular function: protein binding. Lineage: Eukaryota; Metazoa; Chordata; Mammalia; Lagomorpha; Ochotonidae. The coding region runs from base 536 to 2422 and encodes 628 amino acids. The record is from RefSeq and is a predicted model, not a curated record. The transcript has 10 exons.